AUGGUAACAACAGCAGAGGGAAAAUUUAAGGGGGAAAUAAAAAGUGAUGCUGAAAAAAAAAAUAAGAGAGAGCAAAAAGUAAGGAAGAUCACAAAACGAAAGAUAAAUACAAAACGAAAGAUAAAUACAAAACGAAAGAUAAAUACAAAACAGAAGUUUACAAAACAGAAGUUUACAAAACAGAAGUUUACAAAACAGAAGAUAAAUACAAAACAAAAGAGCAAUGCAUAUGCAAAUGCGAAUGAUGAGAAAGUAGUGAAAAGCACAAACAUAAUGGCAAUUAAGAAAAAAGGAAUGAAUGCGGAACUAAGAUCUCUAUCCCAUGAUUUCUUCGAUUUGUUUAGCCCAUAUUGUGUACUUUUUUAUGUAAACAAAUUAAAAAAUUUAAUCGAAUUAAAUAAAAAAUUAAAAGAAUUAAGCUAUAAAUACACCACUUUUAUAUAUGUACAGAAUAAUAGACUGCUAUACAACAUUAUGAGCAAUUAUACAAAAUUAUCUUUAACUUUUCAAAUUCAAAGUUUUACAAAUUCGUCAGUAAUUAAAUCGAAGUAUUCAAAAGAUGAAUAUUUUAAUUUUAAAAAAUUAAAACCAUUACUUAUUUUAAAAAAUUUCAAUGAUGGUGCAAAUUGUGAAAUGGAAAAUUUUUUAGUUAUUACACGAAAUAUACUAAAAAAUUUAUAUCCAUGUGUAAAUUUGAAUAACGAUUUUACAAAUAAACCCAGGAGAAUCAUAUUAUAUUGUUACAAUAAUAUGGACGAAACGAUAUAUUUUCGUCAAUAUGUAGUAAAUGUAAAAAGAGAAUCAUUUAAAAAAUUGCUAAAUGAAGCAUAUAAACAAAAAAAUAUAAGUGAAUAUUAUGACAUAUAUAAUUAUGUAUCAAAUAAUAUUGAUAUGGAUAAAUUUAUAAAUGAUAAGGAAUCCAAAAUGAUAGAAAUAGGACCGCGAGUAAGCUUCAAGAUUUUUAAAAUUGCAGAUCAGGAUAAAGGUAUUUAUAUAUUCAAUGAUGGAAAGAAAGUAACACUUAAAAGUAAUAUUUCGGACUAUGAAGAAUGA
Molecule: messenger RNA, 1053 nt
Organism: Plasmodium malariae
Lineage: Eukaryota; Apicomplexa; Aconoidasida; Haemosporida; Plasmodiidae
Product: BRIX domain, putative
Exons: 2
Coding region: 1-1053 (350 amino acids)
Biological process (GO): rRNA processing
Molecular function (GO): rRNA binding
Source: RefSeq, a predicted model, not a curated record